This is a messenger RNA of Fonsecaea multimorphosa CBS 102226, 2109 nucleotides long. RefSeq lists its product as uncharacterized. Gene Ontology annotation, molecular function: DNA binding; zinc ion binding. The coding region runs from base 1 to 2109 and encodes 702 amino acids. The transcript is spliced from 7 exons. Gene Ontology annotation, biological process: DNA-templated transcription. The record is from RefSeq and is a predicted model, not a curated record. NCBI's taxonomy places the organism in Eukaryota, Fungi, Ascomycota, Eurotiomycetes, Chaetothyriales, Herpotrichiellaceae.
AUGCACUCAGCGCUCGAGGCUCGGAUUCGACAUCUCGAAAGUCUACUGGGGAAUAUUCAACAGAAGACGAGCCAGACACCGCAGACCGAGGCGCAAUUUGAUCAACCAAGGACGUCGGAGAGUUCUCCAACGACAGUCCCACUCGCUUCAUCUGCCCAUGAGAAUCUUCUAUACCACGGCUCAGCAGAGCUAGGCUGGCCUUCUCUCUGUGCUCCACCGUUCAGCGUCACGACCGCUCCUGUCUUCCCCGAGCUUCCCAAAUCGACUACAUCAUGCGCAUGCAGCCAUCAGGGGAAGACGGUAGACUCGAUCCUUUGGGGAAUGGAUGAGGCUAGCAAGGCUCUUGAGGACCAACGCUCGAUUUUAGUCACUGGCCAAAAUGGGCAAGAGUUCAUUGGUAAGCGAUGGCCAACCACACUGUAUCCUUACAUGGUCACUCAAAGAUGUCUCUCGGUAGGAUCCUCCUGUGCCAUGGCUCUUUUCACAGACCAGGGACUGCAGUGGAUUUCCCAGUCCGUCAAUAACUCCAAGAGCUUGGAGUCCUUGCGAAACCUGAUGUCUUCAGUCAUGUCCUUGUUGAAACUUCCGGACCCGGACUUCCGUGGCGAGAUUCCAUCAGAGAUGAAAUUGUCGCGGACACCACUUCCGUCCGAGGAGACGGGGAGGAAAUAUGUCCAAGUGACCGAACGACGGCAGCGUAUUUUGACCAAAAUCAAUGUACCCCGUUUCGUGACGGUCUUUGAGACCCUAUGCGACCGAGAUCUAACCACUAUCUCCAGUAUCUGGCCAAUUCUUGAUAGGAAAGUGUUUUUGAAAGAUUGUGAAAGAUUCUGGAGAGACCCUUCCCGAGUGGGUCCCCAAUGGUACGCUGUCUACAAUAUGGUUCUAGCGACCGGAGUACGAUCGCAACUCCGCACGGGCUCGCCGUUACUCUUCAAACAGGCGCAGGAGACAGCAACCAAGUAUAUGGAAAACGCGCUAUCCGUUCAGCAGGAGAUGUUGCAGCAGCGCACGACUCUGCACACGGUUCAGGCAAUUUUCGCCCAAGGCAUUGCAGGACAAAGGACCGAGUAUAUAUAUUCUGCAAUCGCCAUCCGUCUAGCUCAGGGACUAGGGAUGCAUAGAACACCACUCAAAGUUUGGAACCUGACCGCUAGCGAAGUCGAGGAAAGAAACCGGGUCUACUGGUCGCUAUACUCCUUCGAGCAGAUUUUCGCCUACCACUCUGGGCGUCCUUCGGUGAUUGAUGACGAUGAAGUCACCUGCCCUUUUCCGCGGAAGGUGUUUGAGAAAUCUGGCAUAAGCACCAACGCUGUUCCGGACAAGGGUGACCUAUUCCUCAGUAUUGCCAGAUAUUCCAGACACUGCGCCAGAAUAACCAAACAGCUCUUUUCAGCGAGUUCCCUGACGCGAGAGCCUAAGGAGAUAGUCAGCAGAAUCGUUGCUUUGUACGACGAACUCAAGCGGUGGUGGGUCGCGGCCGAGGUGUGUGAGGAUCCUCUGGAUAUCGACCAACUCCCCAAUGUGUCCGGCACAUUGACGGGACCAGAUGGGACGCGGCACGUCAUCUUACGCAUGUGGUACUACACCUCACUUUUCUCUCUGCACCGAGCAUGUCGAGUGUCAGGGUUCGUCAUACUGGAGAAAAUGGUAGCCGACAUUAGUCCAGAACAUGAGAUGAAAUUAAAACAGAUCGCGGAAGACGGAGUUGCAGCAGCUCGAUCGUUGUGCCUCUUGGUUCAACAGCUCAAGAUUGAGCCUCAGACACCGAUGUGGUUGAUACUGUACUUUCCUAUCAUGGGAGUCUUGACUCUUUUCAUCAACGUUGUCUCCAAUCCGGCAGCUCCGACCGCCUCAAGCGACAUAGCAAUAAUGGAGAUCGUGACGGGGACGUUUGGCCGGCUCGAGUUCAUAACGCAAGGUCGCCUAGCGCUGACCAGGAUUGGGGAGUUCGCCAGCAUUGCCCGAGCCGUCGUGGAGCAGGAUAUUGCAUCGCAACAGGGAGGGGAUUUUGGCGACUUGGGCGACGAGUUUCUCUCUGGUGAGAUGCCGAGUUUCGAUUUGCCUGUCCUGGGGGAUGGACUUACUUCGGAGAGCAUGGAGUUUUGA